AUUACUUUUUUAAUUGCUUUGCUCGCUAAAUUGAAAUAUUACCAAGCUUUGUAUUAUUACGGGAGGGUACUUCUUAGAAUACUGAAAUAGUUAGUCCACAAUUUCUGAAGGUUUAGUGUCUACAAAUGAGAAAUCUUAUCCGCGGUAUUCCGUUUUUUACUUCUUGGGGCUUUGAAUUUCAAAAGGAUGGCACCACUUCGAUGUGUACAUUUAAUUAAAAUCAUAGGUAUUUACCAAAUUGUUCAUAUUUUAACAAUAGGUAGACUAAAUACUACAAAGCAUUUGUUAAAAAAAAUGACGGUUAUUGCUGGAGGCCACGGCGAACUCAAUCCUAAUAGUAGUUGGCUGGGAGCUCGUGGUACGUGGUUGGCAUAUUUUUUGGGAGUUUUAUCGGCUCACUUAAUAUUAUUAUCGGUGCCCUUUAUAACAAUACCAAUGGCUUGGACGUUAACUAAUCUAACGCAUAACGCGGCUCAUUUGUAUUUUCUGCAUAUAAUAAAAGGGGCUCCUUGGUAUUCAAUUGAAAAUGAUACCAGGCGUCGUUUAACACAUUGGGAACAAAUAGAUGACGGGGAACAAUUUACAGCGACACGCAAAUUUCUGACAGCUGUACCAAUUGUUUUGUUCUUGCUUACCUGUUUAUAUACUCGUAAUGAUAAUGAGCAUUUUAUUGCCAAUUUUAUCUCAUUGGUUAUUGUUACGCUACCGAAAUUACCGCAGUUCCAUGGUGUGCGUUUAUUUAAUAUUAACAAAUAUUAAAAAAAAUUAUAAUCAACGGAAUAUAAACAAAUGCGAAAAAUAUGAGCUAAGCAGUAUCAGUAUAAUUAAGUUAUGCCGCAAAACAUUUUUGUCAAAAAGAUAUUUUUGUGCGUUUUUGUUGUGUGCGAAUUGUUACCUGUUUUUAUAUAUUAUUCAAAUUUGUAUGGUUUUAUUAUAGCAACUAUUGCAGUUUGAUUUUUGAAUUUUAAUCUCGGUUUUAAAGCCGAAGCUUUUCUAAUUAAAGUAAACAAGAAAAUUUGAUAAUUUUAUUAAAAAUUAAUUAAAGUUCAUAACUGAUUAAUUUUAAGAAAGUUUGCAAAUCAGCCCGAAGAAUUGCUACUAACAUACAGAAAUGAUUAUUCCUGUGACGUCAACAUUUUUAAUCGUCAUAAAUAAUAUAGCAGGAUUAUUAACUGUUAAAAUUUUCUACGAAACAUUUUCUUCGUUAUUAUAAUUAUCAUUAUUAACGAUUUUGCCGGAGAAAUUCAUUCUUAGACUAAACUCUUAAAGCACUAGUAUUUAUAUUGAAAUUUUUUGGAAUCUUACGGUUUCGUGUCGUUUUCGUAUACUUAUGGUAUAUAGGAGUCGUGUUUCUGGAAGUCUUGUGCCACACCAAGAAUUUCUUUUUUUGUAAAUAAAAUUUACUUUGUGGCGCAUUGACUGUUACAAAGUUUAGCACGGCUAUUUUAGGUUAACUACCGUCUAAAGCUAUGGGCUUUAAUGAGAACUCUACCGCACUAGAGAGAUUUGAAACCACAUUGAGUUGUUAGUCGACAGCCUUUGCCUACUAAAGCGAAUUAUUUUUCUUUAUUACUUUCCAUAUAUAUCUAUAUAGCAUUAAUUGUUUUUGAUCGCAGUCGUGACCACAUAGGAAGCGUCGGCCGAAUCACUGAUCAAAUAUGUAAAAGUAUGAUUCAAAAUAUAUCGAAACGCUCUCAUUGUUAGUUCCCUAGGCUGUAAAAUGUGUUGCACUUCCAAAACCAUAUAUAGUCCAUUUUUAUUUUCGACUUGGAUCGCAUACCGAUCAUCGCACCGAAAAAAUUUUAUUAUUGUAAACAGGUCACCGCUUACAGAAGUGCUUACCCUGUUAUUGAGAUGGAUUUGGUACAGUCUUUUUGAGACGUCAUGAAACGACUAGAUUCCGUUUACUGACUAUCGCCGAAUAACCAGAUAAGGACCUAACACAAUAAAGCCUUUUUUUCGGGUUAAAAAUUCCCAAGCUGUUAACAUAAUGGGCAGGUGCGCUACCAUAUUGUUUCGCAGGAAAAUGUAAACAAAAACAUGCAUUUAGAACCAAAAAUUAAGAUAUCAACGUA
Messenger RNA from Glossina fuscipes, 2075 nucleotides. It is a transcript of the gene ORMDL, whose product is annotated as ORM1-like protein. Gene Ontology annotation, cellular component: endoplasmic reticulum membrane. Gene Ontology annotation, biological process: negative regulation of ceramide biosynthetic process; ceramide metabolic process; intracellular sphingolipid homeostasis. Bases 187 to 759 code for a protein of 190 amino acids. The transcript is spliced from 3 exons. The record is from RefSeq and is a predicted model, not a curated record. NCBI's taxonomy places the organism in Eukaryota, Metazoa, Arthropoda, Insecta, Diptera, Glossinidae.